AUGAAUAGACUUCAGUCCUACACCAGGGUCUUCAUCGCCUUGGUCCUUUUCAGCAUGGUUUGCAACUGCUUUGCUACUGGCGGCUUUGACUACGAAAAUCUUGCUUCAUCUUCGUCUUCCUCUGGCCAUCACGAUUAUCGGUUGGAAUCAAGCCCUAUGGGAAGGUUUCAGACGAAGGACUAUGCCAAUCUCCUGAACUCUCGCCUCAAAGAUAUGGGUUGGGGAUCUGAGCCACUUGCCAAGGGAUUGUUAGUUCCUAGGGAGGACCUUGAAAGCUUCGUUUCCUCGGUGCAAGAUGUACUGAAGACGGAAAGUGGGCAGAAAGGCCUUCUCUAUCUUGGUAACACCCCUGACAGUCGGAAGGUACAUGCUGUGCUUCUGAAAGGCGCUCAGUCUCGUUCGCCUAACAUUGCCAUCAUUUCGACCCCAAAGGUGUGGAGGUCUUUGAACCAGAAGAUCCAGCUGCACACGUUCGCGCAGAUCGACAAUUCCAAUCUUUUCGACCUUCACCAACUUCUUCAACAUGACUUCAACUAUUCUCAGCUAGACUCGCUCGCCAGGAAUGCUCUUCCUAAGACACCUCAAUCCGAGUUCGACAAUCUGCUCCCUCGCUUCCCUCUUUGA
Mycosarcoma maydis (corn smut) is the source of this 624-nucleotide messenger RNA. RefSeq lists its product as uncharacterized. Bases 1 to 624 code for a protein of 207 amino acids. Lineage: Eukaryota; Fungi; Basidiomycota; Ustilaginomycetes; Ustilaginales. The record is from RefSeq and is a predicted model, not a curated record. The transcript has a single exon.